AUGAACACGUGUAAGAAUAAUUCACACAAGAAAUGUAAUAUACAUAUCUUCUGUAACUCAAUUCUUCUUCAGGUUACGAAGGCUGUAAAGAAGUCAUGUAAAAGUAAAGGAACCCUUAAAAAAAAAAAAAAAAACAGAACACCAGAAGAGGAGGAAUACGAAGAAACUGCCGAAGAAACUGCCGAAGAAGAAUCAGAAGAAGGUUACAACGAAGACGAUGAAUACGAUGAAGAAGAUGAAAACGAUGAAGAAGAUGAAAACGAUGAAGACUAUGAAGACGAUGAAGACAAAGAAAACUGUGCACAUGGAGCAGAUACGUUACAGGAACGGGUGCAUCAAUGGCUACAGGCUAAUCACCGGAGCCAUAAACCUCGGAUUCGUGAACAAUUAAUGCAUGAAAAGAUAAUGCUAAAACCGCAGAUAGUAUAUCGACAUUGGGAGCAACGACAAAUGCAGCAACCACAAACAGUGCACCCCUAUAAACAGGAACCAGAGGCUCCACAACCAGAAAUGCUACAACCACAAAUAGUGCAUCCUCAGAUUCAACAGGAACAAAUGCUUCCAUCGAAAAUGCUGCAUCCACAACUACGUGAAAACGAAAUAUAUAAAAGAAAAAAAAAAGAAAGAAGGAAAUUCUCUUCCGAAAAUAAACGAAAUCAUUCGAAUGAUGAUAUAUUUAAUUUAAGGUAUCAUGCAAGAAUACAAUAA
Plasmodium inui San Antonio 1 is the source of this 708-nucleotide messenger RNA. RefSeq lists its product as hypothetical. Bases 1 to 708 code for a protein of 235 amino acids. Lineage: Eukaryota; Apicomplexa; Aconoidasida; Haemosporida; Plasmodiidae. The transcript has a single exon. The record is from RefSeq and is a predicted model, not a curated record.